AUGAAAUUCUCUUUCGUCUACACUGUCAUCCUGUCUGCCUUCAAUGGUUCAAAUGUUCUUCUAAGGAACCAGACUGCCAUUUAUGAAUUCCUUUUUAAGGAGGGAGUCAUGGUGGCCGAGAAGGAUGUCCACAUGCCUAAGCACCCAGAGCUGGCAAACAAGAACGUGCCCAACCUUCAUGUCACGAAGGCCAUGCAGUCUCUCAAGUCUCAAGGCUACGUGAAGGAACACUUUGCCUGGAGACAUUUCUACUGGUACCUUACCAAUGAGGGUAUCCAGUAUCUCCGGGAUUACCUUCAUCUGCCCCCGGAGAUUGUACCUGCCACCCUACACCAUAGCCGUCCAGAGACCGGCAGGCCUCGGCCUAAAAGUCUGGAGGGUGAGUGACCCGCGAGACUCACGAGAGGGGAAGCUGACAGAGAUACCUACAGAUGGAGUGCU
Messenger RNA from Pongo pygmaeus (Bornean orangutan), 441 nucleotides. RefSeq names its product small ribosomal subunit protein eS10-like. The record is from RefSeq and is a predicted model, not a curated record. NCBI's taxonomy places the organism in Eukaryota, Metazoa, Chordata, Mammalia, Primates, Hominidae. The transcript has a single exon. Gene Ontology annotation, molecular function: RNA binding; structural constituent of ribosome. Gene Ontology annotation, cellular component: cytosolic small ribosomal subunit. Bases 1 to 387 code for a protein of 128 amino acids.